AGCAAGCCCGUGACGGCUGGAAAAAAAGGAGAGACCGAAAAUCCAAAGCAAAUCUGUCAAAAAAAAAGUGCAUGGGAGACGUGUGAAGGACGACGUGGACUAGAAUGGCCGAUGAUGUGGUAGAGGACGUGGCAGAGGACGUGGUGAGAAACCAAUUUGUUUCCAGGGCAGAGUGAAAAAGAAGAAAUGGGAUGGCUGCGACGUUAGCGGUGGUGGCGGCAGCGGGCUUGGAAGGAUUGGGGUAGUAGCUGUAGAGCUUUACAGGGCCAUGGAGAACAGGACCAGGCAGUGGGCUCAUAUUAUGCUGGACAAGCAGCAGCGAGAUGUGCACAUUGAGAGCAAGAAGCGCACCAUCGAUCGGACUAUGCAGUUCUGGAUGCGCUGCAUGUCGAUCUAUGCCAGCUACAAGGUGUGCCAAAUCCGGGUCCAGUUCGUCAGUGACAAGCAGGAGCAAGACAGGAUUUGGGAGGAACAGCAUGAGAGUGCGGCCGAAAAGGUUUACGCUCUUUGUACUGACCUCGGUGGAUUCUUCCUAAAAUCUGCUCAAGUUCUGGCAAAACCGGAUUUGGUUCCUGCAGCUUGGGUGAAGAAGCUUGUUGUGCUGUGCGACGAUGCUCCUCCUACACCUUUCGAGACUGUCCAGGGUAUUGUGGAAGCUGAGCUUGGAAACCCAAUCAAUGCACUCUUCGAACGUUUCGAUCAGAAGCCCCUUGGCUGUGCUUCGAUCGCUCAGGUUCACAGAGCGCGACUAAAGGGUCGAUCGACUGACGUUGCUGUCAAAGUGCAACAUCCUGGUGCUGAAGAGCUGAUGAUGACUGAUAUAUCCAAUCAGAAAACAUUUGGAGCAUUCUUGCAGCGUUUCGAUGUAAAGUUUGAUCUUGUUUCGGCUGUCGACGAACUCGAGCAGCAGGUUCACCAUGAGUUCGAUUUCCUGAGGGAAGCGAAGUCAAUGGAUCGGAUUGCGGUUACUUUAAGCAAAGAGAAUCGUGGGAGCCCUCCCAUUCAGGUUCCUCGUCCUGUUCCAGGAUUCGUAACAAGAAAAGUUCUGGUAAUGGAUUUUGUUGAGGGCAUUCCGAUUUUACGUAUAGCGGAUGAGAUGAUUAAACGAGGCAUUAAUCCCCACGGAAGUGUUGCGAACCAUGCAAAGAGGUCGAUAUUGAAGGAUAUCACUGCAGCUUACGGCCAAAUGAUAUUGAGAGACGGGUUUUUCCAAGCUGACCCACACCCAGGAAACAUACUUGUGAAAAGCAAUGGCAAGGUGGCAUUACUGGACUACGGACAAGUCAAGGAACUCCCUAAUGAGUUGCGGCUCGCUUUUGCGAGGCUGAUACUUGGAAUGUCUUCUCAUGAUCCAAAGCGGAUUGAGCUAGCUUUCGGGGACUUGGGGAUUGAAAUCUCGAAACUGUCCAUGAUUGGUGAGGGCUCGAUCAAAGAUCUGGCCACAAUCAUGUUUGACACGAAACUUCCCGGUGGGUUAACAGUGGUGAAUCCGUUUGCAGACGACUCGCUUCUCAAGCAGAUAUCAGUUCCCAAGUUUCCCAGGGAUUUGUUUUUCCUCCUUAGAACGAUUCACAUACUUAGAGGCAUUAGCAUGGGCAUGGGAAUAAGUUACUCCGUGGCGGACGAGUGGAAAAAGCUUGCCGAUGAGGCUUUGAAAGCCGCGAACCAGAUAUCUACGGGCUCACAGAACGGGAAAGGCCAGGCAAAGAUUAGGAGCAUCGAGCAGCAGCAGAGCUCUCAGUGGAGGCGGGCUAUCAAAUAUCAGCAAAAGAAACAACAGCAAUGGCGUCGAGAGGCGGUCCAAAAUGUGUUGCGUGGUUGUGCGACACGUGACGAGAAGCUAUCCCACGUGCCGGAUCACCUGUUAUGGAACUCAUCUCUGGUACGAGCAAUGAAGCCGUGGCGUACCGAAGCACAUCCGCAUUUUCUUCCUGCUGCUCAAGAAGCCGAGUAUCUUGAAUUUGAUCUACCAGAUAUCUCGUUGUUUACAGGAGAACCAAUGUUCGUCACCGGCAGCGAAGGACGAGACGCCCCGAGCGCUCUGAUCGAUCGAGUCCAUCCAUUCACAGGGGAUCCACUUGAUCUUUAA
This is a messenger RNA of Selaginella moellendorffii, 2089 nucleotides long. RefSeq lists its product as uncharacterized. Gene Ontology annotation, biological process: protein phosphorylation. The coding region runs from base 269 to 2089 and encodes 606 amino acids. The record is from RefSeq and is a predicted model, not a curated record. Gene Ontology annotation, molecular function: ATP binding; protein kinase activity. NCBI's taxonomy places the organism in Eukaryota, Viridiplantae, Streptophyta, Lycopodiopsida, Selaginellales, Selaginellaceae. The transcript is spliced from 14 exons.